UCGGAGCUUUCAUCCCUCCAGUCAACAUUUGAGACUCGAAGCAUUAAGAUCGGAAUAAAAUGAAUGAGUUUGGAGAGUUCCUGCUGCGACCGGAGGUCUAUGCGCCAAUAGGAACCAUUAUCGCAUUGUACCUUAUCAGGCACUAUGUACAGGGAAGGCAGUUCACUAAGAAAACGGAUGAAACUGGAAAGGUGGUGAUCGUGACUGGAUGCAAUACGGGAAUUGGUAAGGAAACUGUGUUGGAAUUAGCUCACCGAGGAGCCACCGUUUACAUGGCCUGUAGGAAUAUGGUCAAGUGCGAAGAGGCAAGGAAAGAAAUAAUUAAGGCCACUGGCAACCGCAAUAUAUUUUCGAGUCAGCUAGAUUUAUCUUCUAUGGCAUCGAUAAGAAGUUUCGCCACAAGAUUUAUGAGUGAAGAAAGUAAACUUCACAUUCUAAUUAACAACGCCGGCAUUAUGGACUGCCCUCGAAUGUUGACCAAGGAUGGCUUUGAAAUGCAAAUCGGAGUCAAUCACAUGGGUCACUUUCUACUGACACUCCUGCUCCUGGAUGUCCUGAAAGCCACUGCCCCCAGUAGAAUCGUGGUCGUAUCCAGUUUGGCUCACCGUUUCGGAACAAUCAAGCAACACGAUCUGAACAGUGAAAAGUCCUACAGCCGAAAAUUCGCAUACGCCCAGAGCAAACUGGCCAAUGUUUUGUUUACUCGGGAAUUGGCAAAAAGGCUCACAGGAUCAGGAGUCACAGUUAAUGCCUUACAUCCUGGCGUGGUAGAUACGGAACUCAUUAGAUACAUGAGAUUUUUUGGAUGGAAGAUCAUAAAAUUCAUUUCAAGGCCUGUUUAUUGGGUGUUUUUCAAGACUCCAAAGAGUGGAGCUCAAACCACCUUAUUUGCGGCGCUGGAUCCCAAAUUGGAAAAUGUUUCUGGACAAUACUUUAGUGAUUGUAAGCCCACAAGUGUAGGAUCUAACGCCAAAAACGAGAAAGUUGCAAAGUUUCUUUGGGAAGAGAGUGAGAAGUGGACUGGUAUGACGAGUCACAUAGUUUAAUACUCAAAACUUAAUAAUAAAAACUAAGUAAGCUUUUAUAAAAUAAAAUUUAAUUUCCCAAACGA
Messenger RNA from Drosophila ananassae, 1111 nucleotides. Its product is annotated as retinol dehydrogenase 12. The record is from RefSeq and is a predicted model, not a curated record. The transcript is spliced from 4 exons. NCBI's taxonomy places the organism in Eukaryota, Metazoa, Arthropoda, Insecta, Diptera, Drosophilidae. Bases 60 to 1046 code for a protein of 328 amino acids.